Pyricularia oryzae 70-15 is the source of this 1631-nucleotide messenger RNA. RefSeq lists its product as uncharacterized. NCBI's taxonomy places the organism in Eukaryota, Fungi, Ascomycota, Sordariomycetes, Magnaporthales, Pyriculariaceae. The transcript has 2 exons. Bases 436 to 1173 code for a protein of 245 amino acids. The record is from RefSeq and is a predicted model, not a curated record.
ACUCAUUCGUUUUGACUAAAGAGUCUUGAUUGCUAGCGAUUACCGCCAAGUGUAACCAAGAUCAUCAUAGUCUCGAUAAUCAUACGAGAUCUCUCGAUAUGCAGAUAGAAAAUAGUAAAGAUCAUCUUUUACCAAGGCUGACUGUAGAUCAAGGGAAAGCCCGAAUGUCAAUCGGCAGUUCAUAAUGAGUUCAUGAUCAACCUCGACAACGCCCUGUCUUUAUAUUGAACCUCUGCGAACGUCGCAUUUUCAAUGCUGACUGCAUACAAAACACAGGCGUCCCCUCACGGUCACAAUCCUACCCGCCCCAACUACGUACGAUGGUCUAGGCAGCCAUUUAGAUUUAAUCGCAUGUUUCUCGCCCCUGAAUUUCCAAACAAUGAACUUCUCAGGAACCUCGCAGCACCACAGGCCAGCGGCCCCUAAACGACCACCAUGAAGCUACAACAGACCGCAUCGCUGCUCAUUCGCAGCCUCAUCGUCUCCCUGGCUUGGCUAUCAACCGUGACGGCCCACCACGUAAUAACAUACCCCGGCACCCGCGGCAACAACCUUAUCACGAACGAGACGUUCCCCUUUGGCAUGCAGUGGAGUUACCCCUGCGGCGGCCUCGGCCCAACCACGAACCGGUCCUUCUAUCCGCUGACAGGGGGCGCCUUUGCGGUCCAGCCCGGCUGGUUCCGCGGCCACUCCGAGUCGCUGUGGUACAUCAACCUCUGCCUGGAAGCCGAGCCGCGCAACUGCUCCCUGCCCAUCACGUCUGUGUUUCGCGUCCGGGGGCCCGUGGGCGACAACCCCUUCCCGGGAACCUUUUGUCUUCCCUACUUGCCGUUGCCGGCAGGGUUGGGGCUCAAGGCUGGCGACAAGGCGUCCAUCCAGGCCGUGCAGACGCAUGUGCACGGCGCGCCGGCGUAUUCUUGUGCCGACGUCGAGUUUACAGACCACAGCUCAAAGGUUCCCCCUGUGACCGCAUCCAACUGCUUCAACUCGACAAACCUGGUGGUGGAACAUGUCCAGAUCGUCGGCAGCAGUGCUGAGAUACCCAUCUCGGACAACUCUUCCCGCACCGCCGGCUCGCCAGCAGCUGAUUCAUCCAAGGCACCAUCAAACACUGCCGGGAAGCGCAGUCUUUCCAGGCUCUCGGGGCUGCUGGGUCUCGCGGCCUUGCUUUAGGUCCAACUGUCUUUGUUUUCCUUUCUAAAAAAUAGGCGCCCUUCUAGCACUUUAUGUUGGGGCUACAAGACAUAUUACCUGCUUGGUUUCGAUCAUGGUCGAAACUGUUUAACUGUACGAAAACGAUGGAGAAAAGGUCUGGGCUAAAAGGGCAUAUAGUUUGCGAUAACGAAAAGUCACAAUUGGUAUCACAUUCGGAUCCUGGAACAUCAGAUAAUGGCACUGAACCGUAAAAUGUAAGCUGUUUGCAUUUCGCAAGCUGCUCAUUUUGGAGUUGUUUACCUAGUCUCAAUUUCCCCGUGCCACCUGCUUCCUCAAUACCUGCCACUGGGGAUGAGAAUAAAAGGUUUCCCAGUGUGAAAACGCUACAGUGGACCAGGACAAGCAUGAACAAAGACUAGCUGGAUAGUGUCAACACCGCAAAAGCUGCACGUUAGAAGGUGCAUGUUUCUUCUCCU